Molecule: messenger RNA, 4349 nt
Organism: Camelina sativa (false flax)
Lineage: Eukaryota; Viridiplantae; Streptophyta; Magnoliopsida; Brassicales; Brassicaceae
Biological process (GO): regulation of defense response to fungus
Source: RefSeq, a predicted model, not a curated record
GCAUCAUUACCUUGACCAUUACACAUUUUGAUUUUUAUAAAGCAAAUAUUUAUAUAUUCGUUAUUGUACUUCAUGACUUCAUGUGCCUGAUCUGAUUCAUAUUAUAUACCUCCUCCCCUGCUACUUGCUUGCUUGAAAGAUCACCAACAAACUUUUAUACCCAGAAAGAAAAAAAAGAUCAUUCAUCAACGAUAAGUCAAUCACCAAACCAUGAUGAAGAAGAAGAAACAGAGCAGAUCCCAAUCUUCUACUAAGAAAACUCUUGAACCAUCCUCGGAUUCAUCACCUUCACCAAGACUGCUCUCCAUUAUCCGUUCUAAGUUGGCAAGUGGUAAAGACUUGAAGCAUAUGUUCCGAGGCAUGAGGAGUAAACCCGUUCCCGGAUUAUCUUCUCAGUCUAGAAUCGUGAGAUGUCCCGAGUGCCACAAACUUCUCCAAGAACCUUUAGAUGCGACUUCCUACCAAUGUGGUGGAUGCGACUCGAUUCUUCAUGCAAAACGUUUGGAACUGGAAGGCAAUGAUAACACAAACACUAUUCCCAACGCUCUUCUUUCUUCUCAAAACCAUAGUUUAAGUACCGAGGUAGAAUCUGCAGAAGGUGGUAGUAGAACUCCAGUGAGGAGUAUUCAACGGGAGUACAAUUCAAGGGCAUCACCUUCUGUUGAAAGGGGGUAUCAUUCAGAAACUGUUAACAAGCAUAAGACUUCCGAUAUCCACAGAGAAUGGAUGAGAAUGGCUGAUGAGUUCAGUGUGACUGGUAAUUCUGAUGCGUUUGCUUCAGCAAGAAGCUCUCCGUAUAACUCACGCAGCAGUACCUCGCAAUGGAAACAACAUGAAGGAAGAUACGAAGACCCACCUCGGGUUCCUUUCUAUCCAGCAAGUCCUUCCCCUUCUUCUGCAUAUGAAUAUGGCUACAGUAGUCCUUUUCACGGGUCUCACGUUUCUGCAUCAGAGCAGUCUUAUUAUCAUCAUCAACCAAACCAGUUCAAGCAAUAUGGAAGAGAAGGCUCGUUUCAAGAAUCUUCUGUUGCCUCACCUACCCGUUUUCCGGGUGAGACAUCUAAUGGAAAGUACUAUCCCCGGUCUUCGCAGGCUCAGCGGCACGAACUUCAGUAUCAUAAUCUAUAUGAAUCCAGUAACUCUACAACCCCGAUUCGUUCUGUGUACUCUGAGAGUAGUUAUCAAGCAGCUGCAGCCCCACAUCGUUCCACAUACUCUAAGCAUUCCGUAGGGAUUUCUAAGAGUGACACUAGUAGUGAGAAGAGCUCUCGCAGGGACAAGAAACGGUAUGUCAGAGAAAGGAAUCCUGUGGUGAAGCACCAUAUUCUUCCUUCAGCUGGUGGUGCGCCUUUUGCUACUUGUUCCUAUUGCUUGGAACUUCUACAGCUUCCUCAGGUGUCUCCCCAAGGAAAACAUAAGAGAUAUCAAGUGAGAUGUGGCAGUUGUUCCGGUAUACUUAAGUUCUCUCUUCGAGGGAAAACAGAUGCCGUCCUGGAUUCACCUAGCUUUCUGGAUUCUGGCAUGGGUUUUGCUGAUGAGACUGUUACUAAUCACCAGGAUUCAGCUUCAAAAGGUCAUGAAGAGAUUUAUCCAGAUGGAAGUUAUCUGCGGUGUUUAGACGACGAUUAUGGAGAUAUAAUCUGCAAAAGCACCGAUGCUGUUUUAUUGAGCCGAAGUCAGGAAGCAUUUGAGGAUAAGGGCAUUAAAGAAGACAUAAAGAACAUAUCUAGCAUUUUUUUAGAUUCAAAAUUGGAGGCAUUGCAGCCUCAUCUGAAACCUUUGGUGAACCACAGAUUAGGAAAGCAACAACCUGCAUCAAGUGAUACUAUUGCAGAGACUUCAAGGAAUCAUCUAGAGCAAUCUCAGGAAGCUCAUUCAGAAAAGUCAAGCGAGAUGGAUAAUAACAUUAUUGAAAGAGUCAAUUGCAAUUUAGAAGAGUCUGAAUAUGAGAACAAUGAACAUAUUAAGCCAGAAGAGGUAGUUGGAGAAGGAUCAGGUGAGUCCCUGGAGGUUCCAGAAUACAAGAACGAAAGGAUGAGUGAAACAAGAGAACAAGCUGAGAGAGUUGCAGAGAGACCGAUAUCUCAUUGUAAGGAACUUCUAAACAAGAAUGAAUACGUCUAUGAAACAUGCGUACUGUCUAAGGAUACCAGAGACACUCACGAGUUUGAAUGGGAGGAGACUCAAAAAAAUGAAGAAUGUGGAGACGAACAUACAUGGGAAGAGAACAUGGGAGACAAACCGUGGAUGCAUUUGGGGAAAUCACAGUAUAUUGGGGAUUCAAUCAAUGACAGCAGCUUACGCAAUAGUGAAACAUUUGAGGAUACAUCAGUCAAGGAAGAUAUUGAGCACAUCUCAAACAUAUAUCCAGAUGCAAUGUCAACUACACCACAGUCUUCCCUGAAAUCUUUGGUGAACGAUAAUGCCCAAUUAUGUGAAGCUAUAGUCACAAUAUCCAGGAUCCAUGAGGAGCAGUCCAAGCAUAAGUAUGAGAAUUUUAAAGAAAGACAAGAGUUGGAAAUGAAUAUCAGUGACAGAAUCAGGUGUGAGUUAGAGGGGUCUAGAGACACGACAAACGAAACUCUUGAGCUGAACAAGGUGGGCGAAGAUGGAUCUAUUGUUUCUCUCGAGAAGGCGAGUGGGGCAGGUGAAGAGGGACUGUUAUCUCAUCAAAUGGAGUCUCCAAACGAGAAUUUAGAAACUUCCUAUGGAACACUAGAAACAGUUUAUCUAGAAGGAAGCGGAUUUGUAGGUGAAAGAACGUGGGAAGAGAUAAUGGAAGAUAGAGCGGGGUUGCAUUUGGAGGAAUAUGAAAGCAUACCAGUUUGCAUGCAUGAUUAUGAGCUAGAGACAAUACUUGAACCAGACGAGGAUCCUGAUGAAAGAUCAGGAUCCGAUUCACAAAGUUCCUUCAACGAAAAUGGAGGAUCAGAAGAGAGAGUCAUGCUUCAUGAUUCUCAAGAUGCUAUAAUAGAGCACUCCCAGUAUGAGUGUGAGAGCUCAAGCGAAAGACAAGAGUUGAGUAACACCGUUUUUGACAUAGUCAGGUCUGAAUAUGAGACAAAUGAAACGCUUGGGCAAAACAAGAUUGUUGGAGAUGGAUCUGUUGUUUCGGUGUCCCAUGAGGAGGGGCCCUGGCUAGUGGAUGAGAACAAAACCGAAGCGCUAAAAGAUGGUGUUAUGGUGAAAGAUGGACCAUCGCUGCACUUGGAGAAAUGUGAAAACGAAUCAAUGAAAGUGGAGGAAACACUUGAAUGGACUUCAGAAAGAGCUCCAACAUUUCGUCUGCAUGAAUCUGAGCUAGGGGCAAUGCUGGAAAUUGACGACGAUGCUGAUGGCAGAUCACAAAAUAGUUCAAGGAGCUCCUUCAGUGACCAUGAUCUUUCAAAAGAAAGACAGUUGUUCAAUGUGGAGGAGCCCCAGCUGGUGAUUGAUGGCAGAACAGAACCGCUACAAGUAGGCGAAAUGGCAAAAGAUACAGUAUCACUGGACUUGGAGGAGUAUGAAAAUGAAUCAAUGAAAGUAGAUGAGACAUUUGAAUGGACUCCAGGGAGAACUUUGACAUUUCGUCGCCACGAAUGUGAGGUAGGGACAAAGAAUGAACCAGACGCAGAUGAUAUAUUCAGGCUCAGUCUUGACGGCGCACUUGAACAAGAGAGGAUGAUAUUGAUGGCUCAUGAUAAGCAAGAAAAUCCAUGGAACACCUUUAAAAAAUGUGAUGCUGACGAAGAUUUACCAGCAUUUAGUUCAAGGGUGUCUUCAGAGGACUAUAAAUCUCCAAGUAAAAUGGCAGAACUAGAUAGUGAAGGUGAGGAGGAGAUAUCAAGAGACCAGCUAGAGCAUUUUCAGAAAGAGACCGGGAAGUCAAGACUAACCUCUGAACCAUAUGCUCACAUCCACAGCAUAACAGAGCCUUCUGAAAUAGUGGGUUUGCGUCAUGCGUUAUACCAAACGCAAAAUUCACCUCUACGGUCGCCUCUCACGUCACCAAUUCAUACUCCCAUUGGUUCUCCACUGCAUUACCUGAUGGCUUCACAAAUCCGUUCUCCAAUAACUUCAACAAUAAACUCCCACAUAGUUUCACCACUUCGUUCCCCCAUUAUCUCAUCUGGUUCACUAUCUGAUGUAUUGUUCCUCAGCAAAAACGUUGAUGACAAGAAAACAGAAAAGCAUUCUUCCACGGUUUCUUAGUUUUUCCCCCCAUGCUUCAAGGCUUUACCUGCAAUGCAAAACAGUGUGUACAUUGUUUCAAUUUUGUUUUCAGAGUGAUUGGAUUACAUGUAAGGUUUCUUACAUAUGAUUAAAAAAAAAUCAAUUUAUUGAGUAGAUAAAUCUGGUUUUUAACAGAA